AUGCCACCAAAAACAGAUACAGAAAUUCAAACCAAACCAGAUAAAAAAGUAGGAGGUUUUUCAUGCACUUAUAAAAGUCCGGGUCCCAAAUAUAAACUCAAAACUCUCGUCGGUUACAAAGAGCAUUGUCUUUCCAGACAUCGAAAUCCAGCAUAUACAUUUGGUAUAAGACAUCAUGUUUUUGAAGAAUGCUUAUCACCAGGACCAAAAUAUAUAUUAGACAGACCUAAGCGUAAUGGUUUUUCAUUUGGAUUAGUUGGAAAGACUUUUGGUAAAUUAUUUUUUUCUAUUUUAUUAGUACCUUUUUGUGGUCCUGGUCCAAAAUAUUUAUUGCCAAGUCCAAAAGGACCAUCUUUUACAAUAAAAUCAAGAACGAAAACUAGACAAACUUGUGUUACUCCAGGUCCUAUUUCUGUAACCCUUCCUCGAGCAGGUCCUGCUUUUUACAUAGGACAACGUUUACCUGUUCUAAAACGUGAUUGUGUACCGGGUCCCAAAAUUUAUAAUGAUGUAUUGGUUAAACAAAGAGCUCCAAUGUACAGUAUGUCUUAUAGGCAUCCUAUAAAAGAAAUUUGUCGUUCUCCAGGUCCAAAAUAUAAUCUUAAAUUUGGAAAAACACCUCCUAUAUACUCUUUUGGAAUCAAACAUAGUGAAUGCGCUCCACCUUAUUUUAUUGAAUGUGAUGACCAAUGUUAA
Apis mellifera (honey bee) is the source of this 696-nucleotide messenger RNA. RefSeq names its product outer dense fiber protein 3-B. Gene Ontology annotation, cellular component: cytoskeleton. The record is from RefSeq and is a predicted model, not a curated record. NCBI's taxonomy places the organism in Eukaryota, Metazoa, Arthropoda, Insecta, Hymenoptera, Apidae. The transcript has 4 exons. The coding region runs from base 1 to 696 and encodes 231 amino acids.